AUCAGUCUCCAUCGAGCAGCGAUCACGGAAGCAUGGCGAGUUCAGAGCGCAGUUCGAGGCUUCUUAUCGGCAUUACUGCCUGGUCCCUGGCUCUCGGUCUUAUCUGCCUGACUUUGGCAGACUCAGUUCCAGACCGUAACCAGACCACCACCAUCGCGACAAACACAGUUCAGGCGGUGGAAAGACUCUUCAAUCGCGUUCUCAUCUCCACCACAGAGGAUGCCCGCCAAAGAAUUCCCCACCUUCCAGCCAACGAAACCAUCGAUAGGCAAUACUUCGAGGAACUGGACCUGAUUGCCGGAAACGAAGAUUACUACAGCACUGCGUACUAUAUCUUUGCCUGGAUUAACAGCGAUCUGAUGUAUAAUAAAACCCCUGAUAAACUGCUCGUCGAAGUUCUGCCAGGCGAGAAAAUCGCAAUCCGGAACUUUUUCGACAAGGUCAAGCCGUUUCUUACCAAAUAUCUGCGAACCAGUCGACAGGACAGGACGGAAUUGGUUGCCAAUAUUACCCGAUUGGCCACCGAAACCGAUGACAGUCUGAUCAUGUCCUAUCUGGAAUUUCCCCAAACCCUCAAGGGGCAACUUCCUGAGCUCCACUUAAUGGACUAUACCAAACUUGCCCAGGCUCUAGUACAGGGCGUGGCCAGGGGUAUUUGGACGAGUUUAUAGUUAAUAUCUUUAAACUAUAAAAUAUAUAAGUACACAACUCAAUGUAAUAAAGACAAGUUUUAAAAAAA
Messenger RNA from Drosophila suzukii, 739 nucleotides. It is a transcript of the gene Hf, whose product is annotated as Helical Factor. Lineage: Eukaryota; Metazoa; Arthropoda; Insecta; Diptera; Drosophilidae. The record is from RefSeq and is a predicted model, not a curated record.